AUGGCCUCGAACAUCGCAUUCUAUAACACCGACUACGCCAUUGUGGAGGCUGAGCUCCGCUCUAAUCCACAGGGGUUCGUGGCAAACGCUGAAUAUCUGAGUUUGGCUCAGCUGCAGACACCCGAGGAGUUCUGCAGUGCACUUGCAACCAUAACAGGCAUCAGUAUUCCGACCAUUGCCAGCAGCUCAGAUAUUCGGUGUGGGCUUCUCAACAAGUUGGCGGAGACAUUUCGUGACCUUCUACCCAGCGCAGAAGGCCUUUUACUCCAGUUUCUUCUACUCUUGCGUACCCAGUACGUCCUGUCCAAUUCAUUUAUUCUCAUUUCAGCGGCGCUCAAGGGCCGUGCGGCUGAUUCAAGCAUUCGGUUUCAUCCUAUCGGUGUCUUCCAGAACCUCGAGCUGUUGGUCAGCAUCGAGAACCUCUCAGAGAUUGUCGGAACCCUUCUUGAAGCAUCUCCUGCGGGGCCUUUCCUGAUCAAGGCCGGGCUGGAUGUAGAGAGUGUCCAACUUGAGUCCAUGAGCCAGCAAGACAUUGAGAUUCUGAGGGCUAAGGCCGAGUCUCUCUACCUGGAGCACCUCCUUAACUUUUCACUGUCCAUCGGUGGCCAGACAGCACAGACCAUGAACGACCUCCUGUACUUUGAAGCUGACCGCAUGACAAUUAUGCUGGUCUUUAACCUGCUCGGCAACGAAAACUUCACUCCUGAGGCAAAAAUGGAGAUUAUGCCCCGCCUGGGGGCCCUUUACCCCUACCACCAGGAGCGCCUCUCCCAGUGCUCCGACAUGGAUAGCGUUCGCUCGAUUAUCUCCGAGUUCCAGGAGUACAAGAAGGUUUUGGACCGCAUGUCUGCGGACUCUUCCCUGACCCUUCUGGACGCCUUCAUGUUCGAGCAGGUCGACAGCCUCCGUGAUGGUUUCAAGUCGCAGUACGACUUUGCGUCUAUCUAUUGCUACUUCAAGCUGAAAGAGCUCGAAAUGAACAACCUCGUAUGGAUGUACGAGGCCCUCCAGCAGAAUCAGCUGUCGGAGAUGCGCAAGUAUGUGCCGGUCAUUUGA
Molecule: messenger RNA, 1056 nt
Organism: Giardia duodenalis
Lineage: Eukaryota; Fornicata; Diplomonadida; Hexamitidae
Product: Vacuolar ATP synthase subunit d
Exons: 1
Coding region: 1-1056 (351 amino acids)
Biological process (GO): vacuolar transport; vacuolar acidification; proton transmembrane transport
Cellular component (GO): proton-transporting V-type ATPase, V0 domain; vacuolar proton-transporting V-type ATPase complex
Molecular function (GO): proton-transporting ATPase activity, rotational mechanism
Source: RefSeq, a predicted model, not a curated record